This is a messenger RNA of Tribolium madens (black flour beetle), 3020 nucleotides long. RefSeq names its product ATP-binding cassette sub-family G member 8. The transcript is spliced from 10 exons. Gene Ontology annotation, cellular component: plasma membrane. The record is from RefSeq and is a predicted model, not a curated record. The coding region runs from base 216 to 2969 and encodes 917 amino acids. Gene Ontology annotation, molecular function: ATP hydrolysis activity; ATP binding; ABC-type transporter activity. Lineage: Eukaryota; Metazoa; Arthropoda; Insecta; Coleoptera; Tenebrionidae.
GGCCUUUAAAGAAGCCACUCGUGGUUGCUUCCACUCCGUUGUGUUGGCAGCGGAUUCUUUGACGUCAGAGAAGCCAGUUGAACGGCAUCCAGGGGCACCGCUUCAGUGGUUUUAGUGCAACAGUGAAGUUCAUUUUGUUCAAAUGUGCGACUUUGGGGACAAUUCGGGGAAAAAGGCGCCAAAAACAUGACCGAAUAACUUGCCUGUAGGCCAAGAUGGUGCGAAGUCGCACCCCUUCGCAGGGGGGUGGCUCGCAAGGCUUCGAAAUGGAACGAAAGUACUCAGUACCAUCGAACCCAGAUUCGCGAGCUUUCUCAGGAACCACCAGUGAAGACCUCCACGCCUGGUCCAUCUACAGACAAAACCUCAACUCGGAUUUUACUGACAGUGCCUUGGGCUCGACUGACAAAAGCCCCCUCCCUUAUGGCAACUUCCAAUUACGCGACACCACCGUUCAGUCAAUCUUAUCACACCCGCGAUACGGCCCAAAGUCGGCUUUGGGCUCCAACAUGUACACGUAUUUGAAGUUCGGGCUCCCUCGUGUGUUUCCGCCGAACCAUAACGGAAGCAACCGUUCGGGGACUCCCCAACAUUUCGUCCGGAAUGCCUCGACUCGCCCCCACACGAGAGGCCCAAAAACUCGCGGUUUGCGAGAUGGCAGUUCCGGUUACGAUAGUUCGGAUAAUGAGACCAAUUACAAGCAAAACCGGAAAUACCGCUCCGAUCCAGACUUCCGGAUGCAAAACACACACUAUCACGGGGGAAGUCCCGGAAUUCCUCUCGCGGCAAUGCAACAAGGUGGAGUCCGGACUCAUAAUCAAUGGAACCGGAAUAAAAGUGUCUCGGAGGCUAAUUUACUAGCCGCCGAGUAUGGGCGAGGCUUCCACGUGCCACACCCCCAUCACAGGAGGAACAGUGUGGCCGAGUUUGGGCACCAUCACGACGUGGUGGACAGCCAAAUUGGCCGUCCUGUUUCGAAAGCCGAGAGCCACAUCUCCAUCCCCAUCUCCAGGAGGGGCCCCUCCGUCAUCCGGACCGACUACUUGGGGCAGGACGAGGACCCCGGGACCUCCUUCAUCUACCCCCACCUCCAAGUCGGGGGUAUUGGAGUUUGGCCCAAAAGCAGCCCUUGUUUUGGGUCCAAGCAACACUUGUUGCUCAACGACGUCUCGUUCGAGAUCCGCGGGGGCGAAAUCAUGGCCAUAAUGGCCACGUCCGAGGAAGAGGGCACAGCUCUGCUCGACUUGGUGGCCGGAUACGCGAAACCCGUCGUGGGGGACAUCAUUCUCAAUGGCCAAACCGUCAAAUCGGAAAUGUUGAGAAUUCGCGUCGCGUACGUCCAAAGUGACUCUCAUUUGUGCAAAGACAUGACUGUUAUUCAAACUUUACGGUUCCAUUAUGAUCUCAAGAAGCCCACCGACAAGUUGGGCUAUCUCAAGAUCGAUGCCAUGGAUCGGAUCAACGUUUUGAUCGAGGAUUUGGGCUUGGAGCAAGUGAGGAACACGAAAGUGGCCUCGAUGACGAUCUCGGAGAGGAGAAGGUUGAAUGUGGCUUGUCAUUUGUUGCUCGAUACGGAUAUUGUGGUUUUGGAUCAGCCAACGAGAGGAAUGGACAUUUUUGAUACGUUCUUCUUAGUUGAGUAUUUGAGACAAUGGGCCAAUGGGGGGGCCGGAAAUGCCCUAGGGAGGAUUGUUAUUCUGACGCUGCAUCCGCCCACGUAUGAGAUUUUUACAAUGUUGUCGAGGAUUUUGCUCAUUUCCGCCGGAAGGACCAUGUUUAGUGGGAGGAGGAGGGACAUGUUGCCAUAUUUCGCUCUGGUGGAUUAUCCCUGUCCCUCGUUCAAGAACCCAUCGGAUUAUUAUCUCGACUUAGUGACCCUCGAUGACCUCUCAGCCGAAGCGAUGCUAGAAUCGUCCCAAAGAAUCGAACAAUUGGCUGAGGUUUUCCGCCAAAAACAAGAACCAAUGAGCGACCCAGGUCCCCCCUCAACCCUCCCAAUGACCGUCCGAAACUCAAAUUUUCUAGUACAAGGUUUCGUUUUAUUCACUAAGUCAAUGAUUUACACACAACCGGCAACUUUCAUCACUUGGUUGACCCUCAUCGUAAUUUCAGCGAGUCUCUCGCUGAUCAUUGGUGCAAUAUUCUGGGAUGUGCCUAACACUGACCCCCAAUUAAACUUAAAUGACAGACUUGGGUACCACUACAGUGUGAUGUGCGUCAUGGCGUGGCCACUUUUACUCCUUCUGGCGCUGAGCGAAGUCCAGAGGAAUAAAAAUACGGUGGAGAGGGAUAUCAAGGAUGGGUUGUACUCCCGACUGACUUACAUUGUUUCAAAAAGUAUCAUAAAUCUGCCGCCGUCACUCUUCAUCUGGUUGAUUUACUUGGUCCCGAGUUACUCCAUGUCGGGGCUUUACAUGCAAAGUCUGAACGAUUACGAGGGCUUCUAUGUCUACAUCGGCCUCAUGCUUCUUUAUUUGAUCACAAUUCAAGAAUUUCUCCUCGUUUUCAUCUACUUGGUCCCAUUUCACAACACCGCAGCGACGAUUUCCUCCCUUUUCCUCACCGCCUUCUUCCUCUCCUCCGGCUAUCUAGUCCAUUUCAAAGACUUACCAAAUUACGUGAAAUUCUUGCAAUUUUUGAGUCCCCCAACGUGGACAAUGCCAUACUUACUAAGUCGCGAGUUAUCCCCCGAAGCAAUCGCAAGCAGUUCAGCUCUGAUGUACUGCAGGAACAAGCAAGUCCAACACCAGGAUAUCAUAGUGCAAUUGCCGUGUCCGACCGGAAACGGAACUCAAGUCUUAUCAAAUUACGGAUAUUUGAGCUCGAAUUUGAAGUUUCAUAAUUAUGGGAGUCCCCCAAUAGCGCUGCUUGUUUUCUACUUGAUUUGUUUCGUUGUUGCAUGUUUUGCUUUUGUUUGUCGACGGACGGGCUCGGAGAGGCGGGCCAGAAACGAUGCCAAUAAACCCUAGGUUUUAUUAUUGUUAUUAUUUAUCGAUACGUGAAUAAAUUUUUUAAACAUU